Molecule: messenger RNA, 1305 nt
Organism: Xiphophorus couchianus (Monterrey platyfish)
Lineage: Eukaryota; Metazoa; Chordata; Actinopteri; Cyprinodontiformes; Poeciliidae
Product: sarcoplasmic reticulum histidine-rich calcium-binding protein-like
Exons: 6
Coding region: 231-1049 (272 amino acids)
Molecular function (GO): calcium ion binding
Source: RefSeq, a predicted model, not a curated record
AUCAGGAUCAUUCUUCCCAGGCAUGUGCCUCUGUCACUCACCAGCCUUCAGCUGCACAUUGCUGUCCCUCUGUGUUCCCGGCACACGGCCGGCGCUCUGCUCCUGGCCCUCCCCUCUGCAGCCAGAGAAAACUUUUUUUAUUUUCUUAUUUUAAACUGCGGUUCAAAACAGGAAGUUUUGGAAGAUCUGAGCAAAGACGGUUGGACGUCGUCUGCUGUUCGCGCUCCAUCAUGGCCUUCAUACGAAGCUGGGUGGUCGCCCUCCUGCUGGUGCUCCUGUCGCCACUGCAGCUUCCGCACUCUGGCUUAGCCCAGGAUGUGGCUGAGGAGGACGAGGAGGAAGAGGAGGAGGACACCAGACAUGCAGAGGAAGCUGAGGAUGAAGAUGGGGAAGGUGCUGAGGAAGACGAAGAGUUAGGAGAGGCGGAUGAAGAAGAAACUGACGAGGAGGAAGCUGAAGAAGAACAGGAGGAAGGAGAGGAAGAGGAGGAGGGGGAUGAGGAGCAGGAGGAAGAGGCUGCAGAGGUAGAUGACGAAAGCGAUGGAGAAGAGGAGGAAGAAGAUGACGAUGAGGAAGAAGAUGAGGCAUCAGAGUCAGAUGAUGGAAGUGAAGAGGAAGAGGAUGAUGAAGAAGACGAUGAGGUUGCAGACGAAGUAGCUAGUGAGGAGGAAGAGGAGGAGGAUGAAGCUGCAGACGAUAAAGUAGCUAGUGAUGAGGAAGAAGAGGAUCAUCCUGCUGAAGAUGAAGAAGACGAAGAAGAAAACGCAACAGAUGAUGCCGAUGAAACAAACGAAGAGGAGGAAACUUCAGGCAAACAGCAGUUCCACUCUGGAUCGUUGUGUAGCGUUUGCUCCAUCUGCGAGCGUUGCUCUGAACACUGUGACAAGUGUCCGUGUGCGGAGGGAGACGAGUCGGACCACUGUGAGCGUUGCGAAGAUUGCUCGUCCUGCUACAUCUGCCCCAUCCUGUGUGAGACCGUUUGCACUCCAGGCGGUUUCGUCGAUGAACUAACCGGAUCCAUCUUUCAAUCCGUUUCUUCUCUACUUUGAGCAAAAUGCAUGGAAGCUUCUUCCAAGAAGAUGAUUGGGAUAAAACUGUUUGUUCAGCAGCAGAACAAGGACUUGACAUCCAGCAGGAGUUAAUCUCCAGUCAUUGUUUAUGUUCUAAUUAAAGCUUUAAUGUUAUUAAGAGCUAGGCGGUCAGGUUGUGAGGUUUAUUACAUUUUUGUAUGAAUUUUAUUGUAAGAAAUAAAAACUACAGUCACUCAUUUCAUGUUGGGGCAAAGAUAUAAAUAAAACUGGGGGG